AUGCGUGAGGAAGCCUCGACAUCAGUACAGGAGCCUGGCGAACCCUCGUCUGAGGCCGGGGUUGGAGCCGAGCGAGAACGCUCAGAAACAACGUCCACGAACGGAUCACAGCCGCGCUAUUAUCGCUCUUUGGACAUUGGAGUCCGGCAAGGCCCAGACGCGGAGCCGGAGGCGCCUACACUUAUUGCCGAUACGUUGGAUGGUCCAGAGCCUCUAGAGAUGGCCCGGCUGGAAGCGCUACAAACCCUCGAUGCAUGCCGCCAUGUGAUAACGUCCCUCGAGUUGACGAGAUUACGCAAAUCCCGCAGUGGCCUCUACAAUUGGAUGGCGUUUUGGGAGCGGCUGUACAAGCGCUCAUUCGCGUCUAUGCUGUCUGCUCGGGUCAUGGACGCUUUAGUUAAAGUUGAUGUUUUAUUCCGCACCGUUGCCUAUGAUCUCCAUCAGCUUGCACAAAAGACAGAGCUCGCUAUUGUGAGUGCUUCCUCCGAGAAAGAGAUCAUUCACGUCCUACAAAGGAUGGAAGACGAGGUCAAUGCACGGCGGAGACGAAGACGUCGCAAAGCCAAGCGUAUCCUCGAGAAAAUGAGGGUCAAUAUCGAAGCAAUCCCGGUCAAAGUCAGUGACGAGCUUUGCGACGACAUGAAACGCGGCGUAUUUGCCCUAGACGUGUAUUGUGACUACCACCCAGGGGACGAGAGCGCGGAACGAGCUGAGCGCAUGUGGUCCCAGCAUUUCAUCAGUCAACCUAUUGGUCUAGUCGCGGUUUCUCCAUUCCUCUACCGGCAAUGGCGCGAAACUAUGCUUGUCGACAUUCCUCCUUUGCCUUUGACGGCGUAUCAUUCGAAUACUCCUCGGCCUCAAUGCCCUCAGCGGAGUGUUUCUAGGGCUUGGACGGAUGAAGUGAACGCGGAAGAUAGUGGUUGGCCACUCCGGCCUGCUUCCGCAUGA
Messenger RNA from Aspergillus mulundensis, 948 nucleotides. RefSeq lists its product as uncharacterized. The record is from RefSeq and is a predicted model, not a curated record. Bases 1 to 948 code for a protein of 315 amino acids. The transcript has a single exon. NCBI's taxonomy places the organism in Eukaryota, Fungi, Ascomycota, Eurotiomycetes, Eurotiales, Aspergillaceae.